Messenger RNA from Juglans microcarpa x Juglans regia, 1715 nucleotides. Its product is annotated as putative pentatricopeptide repeat-containing protein At1g02420. The transcript has a single exon. The record is from RefSeq and is a predicted model, not a curated record. Gene Ontology annotation, molecular function: protein binding. Bases 23 to 1558 code for a protein of 511 amino acids. Lineage: Eukaryota; Viridiplantae; Streptophyta; Magnoliopsida; Fagales; Juglandaceae.
CUGUAUAUUGGCACAGGUGAGGAUGAUGAUUAUUAUUCCUAGGUGCCUCUCCUUUCAACCUCAAUUCAGGUAUGCUCCCACACUCCCAUUACCCUUUCGGCUAUUUUGCUCCGAAAACCAAUCCCUUAACGACGACGUUGAGAGGGUCUUUCGUGUGAUCAAUAGCUCUACCUCUUCAAAAAACUUGCAGCAGUCGUUGAAAUCUUGUGGGGUUUUCCUCUCUAACGAUUUGAUUGAUAAGGUCCUGAAAAGGGUCAGGUUCAGCCACGGAAACCCAAUCCAUGCCUUGGAAUUUUUCAAUUAUACUGGUAAUAGAAGAGGGUUUUAUCACAGCACUUUUUCGUUGGAUACAAUGCUUUAUAUACUGGGCAGAAGCCGAAUGUUUGAUAAAAUUUGGGAUGUUUUAAUUGAAAUGCGGCAAAAGGAUCGAUCUUUGAUAUCCCCGCGUACUGUCAUGGUGGUUUUAGCUAGAGUUGCUAAGGUAUGUUCCGUUAGGCAGACUGUGGAGUCUUUUAGAAGGUUCAAGAAGCUCGUACCCGAGUUUGAUACUGGUUGCUUUAAUGCGCUUUUAAGGACUUUGUGUCAAGAGAAGAGCAUGGCGGAUGCGAGGAAUGUUUAUCAUAGUUUGAAGCACGAGUUUAGACCAAAUUUGCAAACUUUUAAUAUAUUGUUAUCAGGGUGGAAGUCCACGGAGGAGGCGGAAGGGUUCUUUGGAGAGAUGAGGGAAAUUGGUGUGAUACCAGAUGUUGUUUCGUAUAAUUGUUUGGUUGAUGUGUAUUGCAAGGGGAGAGAAGUGGACAAGGCUUAUAAUGUGGUUGAGAAGAUGCGAAGUGAGGAUAUAACGCCGGAUGUGAUCACGUAUACUAGUCUUAUUGGAGGAUUGGGGUUGAUUGGUCAGCCCGAUAAGGCUAAGGAGAUCUUGAAGGAAAUGAAGGAAUAUGGGUGUUACCCGGAUGUUGCAGCGUAUAAUGCUGCUAUAAGAAAUUAUUGUAUUGCAAAGAGGCUUGGUGAAGCCUAUAAAUUGAUGGAUGAGAUGAUAAGUAAGGGUUUAAAUCCAAAUUCAACUACAUACAAUUUGUUCUUCAGAAUUUUCUACUGGUCAAAUGAUUUGCCAAGUUCCUGGAAAUUGUACCUGAGGAUGAUGGAUACCGGAUGUUUGCCAAAUACACAGUCUUGCAUGUUCCUAAUUAGGUUGUUUAAGAGGCAGGAAAAGGUCGAGAUGGCACUACAGUUGUGGGAUGACAUGGUGGAGAAGGGUUUUGGGUCAUAUAUCUUGGUAUCUGAUGUAUUGUUUGAUUUGCUAUGUGAUAUGGGAAAGUUGGUGGAAGCAGAAAGGUGUUUUCUGCAGAUGGUAGAGAAGGGGCACAAGCCAAGCCUUGUUUCUUUCAAAAGGAUCAAGGUGCUCAUGGAACUUGCAAACAAGCAUGAAGCCCUGCAGAACUUGUCAGAGAAAAUGGCCAUUUUUGGGCGUUUGAUCCAUGUUCCUAAAUGUGUUGGCAGCGCAACAGAGACAUUAAAUUCGGACUUACUUCCAGUGAACCGUGUACUUAAAAACUGACGCAGCAGAAGUUGUUGUCCUGAGCCUUAUUAACCAUUUUGAAUUCUGAGUUAUGCAAAACCGAACGUGUAAAGUUUCUGCAAUUUAUCUGACUUUGGGGUCGUGGACCUCUUGUGUGUCUCUUUGGAUCACUGCCUCAAAGCAUGCCCAUGCAGAG